AUGUCUACCCCAAGUUCCACACCAGCUUCUCAAAGCACCAACACACAAACCCCUCUCCAAAUCGCCGAAGCCAAGAUGAAAGCUGCGGGCUCCAAACAACUAGAAAUCCGCUACAGAAACUGGGUACUAGCCCAGCCAAAGCUCAACGAGGUCAGACAGGACAUGAAAGACAUAUAUGAGCACAUGCGACCCCUCAUUACAAAAUACAACAAGGCAGUAGACGAGAAAGACGAAGCCAGCGCCAAGGAGGCAGGAAAAGAGAUCUAUCAUCUGGAACUUCACUUGGAUCAUUUGAAUCAACUGGUCAACGAAUCAAUCCCAGAGCAGAACUGGAAGGAGGAGUAUGAUGCUGACCAAGAGAUCUUGAAUGCAUUUGAGGAGAUAAGUGCUUUGAAGAAAUCUUCGACUUGA
Messenger RNA from Hymenoscyphus albidus, 411 nucleotides. The record is from the annotation of a GenBank genome assembly. NCBI's taxonomy places the organism in Eukaryota, Fungi, Ascomycota, Leotiomycetes, Helotiales, Helotiaceae.